CGCGGGCCCUCCGCCUCCCCCGCGUCCUGAGUAGGCGCCAGGCGUCGGGAACUGACCGUGGUGCUGAGCGCGCAGCUCGGUAUCGGGCGUGGCUCCCAGACCUGCCAAGACCGCAUACCGCGACACUCCCGGCCUCAGCGCAGCAGAGACACUGCAGCAUGGAGCUGAAGAGAGGAAAGACCUUCAUCAAAUCUAGCCUGCAGAUUGACCAUGAGAAACCUCCAGACCCAGCAACGACUGCCCUGACCACAGAGGAUGCAAUCUCACUGGGAGGGCAGCAGCUACCCCACAGUGAGAGGGGCCCCCAGGUCAGUCCCAGCACCCAAGGAUACAACAGAUGCUCUGAUUGGGAAGCCCAGCCAGACACCAGUGGAGGGCCUGCAGCUCUCUGUGGGGCCACCUUCAAACUGGCUCGGAAGAGCAAGAAUCACGACAUUGUGCCCAGGGCUGACAGGGCAGCCACGGCUACAGGGCAGUUGGUGGGCAGUGCAAGUUUCCCAGGGCCCCCCAGCAGCCAGCGCAUGAUUGACUACCGCCACUUUGUGCCCCAGAUGCCCUUCGUACCAGCUGUGGCCAAGAGCAUGCCAAGGAAGAGGAUUUCCCUGAAACGACCCAAGAAGUGCUUUCGUAACCUAUUCCACAUCCGCAGAAACAAGACUGAGAAUUUGCCCUCACGGGCAACCGAGGGGCAGGGCUUGUCUUCUCCCAAGGGCCCAUCAGAGACUGGAGGGCAGCAAGGCAUAGCCUUCCUCCCCUUGGGCGAGGAACUGGGACUGGAUGGCCAGUGCCAGGACCUGUCUGACAGUGAGUUCCUGCCCGACUCUUCCUUUGACCUCUGCAGGGCCCUGUGUGAGGACGUGGCCUCGCUGAAGAGCUUUGACUCACUCACAGGCUGUGGGGAGAUCUUUGCAGAUGAGAGCUCAGUGCCAUCCCUGGAGCUGAACGAGGGCCUGGCAAGCCCUGCCCAGAGAUCACAGACCUCUGACAGCAAGACUCCCAGGGGCCCCUUCCAAGGCAGCAUAGAGCAGCUGGCAUCGCCAGCUCAGAAUGAGAUGUCUGACUUUGCCAAGUUCUGGGACCAUGUGAAUCACUCGGUGAGGCAGCAGCAGCACGCCCUGCUAGGCCCGAGGCUGGGAGGCCCCCAGGUGUCAGAAACAGCUCAGCCCAGGCCAGAUGCAGCUGGGCUGGCUGAGCUCCCCCUGUGCCCAUGCAGGGAUCCCCACAGCAGCUCUAAAGCCAGCUCCGUGGACACAGGAACCCCCAAGAGUGAGCGGCCGGAGUCUGUGUCCACGAGCGAUGAGGGCUACUAUGACUCCUUCUCACCAGGCCUCGAGGAGGAUAAGAAGGAGGCCCCAAGCCCAGGCACACCCACAGCCACCUUCCCCCGGGACAGCUACAGUGGAGACGCCCUCUAUGAGCUCUUCUAUGACCCCGCUGAGGGCCCUGGGAGUCCGAGCCUGGAUGAUGACUUGUGCGUGUCUGAGAGUCUAUCGGGGCCUGCAGUGGGAGCCCCCUUGUCCAUGUGCAGCUUCCGUGUUGGGGCAGAGGAGAACCUGGCUCCCGUUCCAGGCCCAGACCUGCUCAACCAGGGCUUCUUGCAGAGCUCUUGGAGGGGCAGAGAGUGCCUGCUGAAGCUCUGUGACACCGAACUGGCCAUCACCAUGGGCAUCAUCAACUGGCUCCGCCGGGGCCCGGAGCUCCGCGCCGUGCCUGCCUCAGCUCUCAGAGAGCCGACAGCUCCCUCGGGAGGACUGGUGGAGAAACCAGGAGCUGGCUCUGAGAAGAUGGGCCUAGGUCCAGUGAAACUGGAUGGCAGGGGGACCCAGGCUUUAGAUGCAGGUAGGAUCUCUACGAGCUCUGCACCCAACAGGAAGGAGCUGUGGGCAUGUUCAAGUCCCAAGGGCCUGCUUGCCGGAGUGAGCAAGGUCCUAGCCGGGGCCACACAGGAGACCAGGUCUUCAUCCUGUGAUCCCUCUCUGGAGUGUGUGCAGGUCUCUGGGGAACAAGGGACACCAGGCCACCCUGAAGGCUCUUUCUCCUCUGUAGGGUCUGAAGCCACCAUGGCAACCAACACAUCCAGGAAAAACAAGGUCCCAAACCCAUCUGUCUGGCCUGGCUCCCAGGAGCCCAGGCUGCCUAGGAACCUUGGGUGUUUCCAAGGUCCCUGGAGGCCAGGUCCUGGGGGAAGCACCAUGGAUUCAAAACUCACCCUGACAGACUGUGUGGCCCAGGUGGAAGCCCUACAGAUCAACCCAGACUGCCAGUCCCCUGCUGCUCAGCCCCCAAGACAAAACACAGGUAGUGGGCUCUGCGGGAAGCCUCAGGCUGGGGGCCCUGACGUUCUGCAACAGAAACAGCCUAAUGGCUUCCCUAACCUGGCUGCCAUCUGUAGCCUGCCCUCCCUGGCCAACCCACUCCACAUCCCACAGGACCAGAGAUGCCCAGGCAGCAUUCUGGACCUGAGUCAGCUCAGGGAGGAGCCCGCCACGCUGAAUGCCCAGGCCCAUGUGUCUAUGGAGGGCCGGCCCCUGCAGUUCAACUCAAGGGCUAUGGAGCAGGCUGCACAGAGGGGCCAGCUGGACUUGUAGCGUGCCUCUGCCUGGGAUCACUUGCCAGGAAUCUGGCCCUCACUUCCAACAGCUAGUGAGAGGGGACCUCCCUCUGCAAGUGCCCAGAAACCCACUGCAGCUUUUUGGAUCACAAGGGAUCCUCUGCAACCAGCAGGAAGUAGGGGCUACCAGGACAGCACAACUGAGCCCCAGCUUUGAAACAGUUUUGCAUCCUUGGGAUCACAUUCAGGAGAGUCUAAGACCUAAAUCUCCAUCCUUUGUUCCUGAUGUGAGGACUGGAGGACCAUACUGGGGGGAAGGGAGUGUCAGUAUUCAGUCAGGCAGAGUGGGGCAUUUUAACAUGGAGACAUCCGUGCCUAAACCCAACAGCUCUGCCAGAAGCGGUCCUGGGAAGCCCAAGGUCAAGGCCAACUGCAAAGCUGCCAGUGCUCGCAAGAUGUUCCUCACUGAUUUCCUCACACACACACACAAAUGAACUGUCUAAACCCAGGUGUCUAAACAUACCUUUGGCCACUUACCAUACAGUAUGUUGGAGAGAGGAACUCGGGCUUGAAACUUUCGGGGAUGGAAACAGUACAUAUUGUAAAGGGCGCAUAUUGUGUGGAUAAGUCUGAAAAAGAAUUGAGAGUAAUAAAUGUGAGUGAGGA
Cervus elaphus (red deer) is the source of this 3217-nucleotide messenger RNA. It is a transcript of the gene AMER3, whose product is annotated as APC membrane recruitment protein 3. The record is from RefSeq and is a predicted model, not a curated record. The transcript is spliced from 2 exons. Gene Ontology annotation, biological process: regulation of canonical Wnt signaling pathway. Lineage: Eukaryota; Metazoa; Chordata; Mammalia; Artiodactyla; Cervidae. Bases 159 to 2588 code for a protein of 809 amino acids. Gene Ontology annotation, cellular component: plasma membrane. Gene Ontology annotation, molecular function: phosphatidylinositol-4,5-bisphosphate binding; beta-catenin binding.